Lynx canadensis (Canada lynx) is the source of this 3615-nucleotide messenger RNA. RefSeq names its product coiled-coil domain containing 80 (gene CCDC80). Lineage: Eukaryota; Metazoa; Chordata; Mammalia; Carnivora; Felidae. The record is from RefSeq and is a predicted model, not a curated record.
AAAUAAAGGGAGGAGAGAAGCGCAGGAAAAGAAAAAAAAGUCUUUUUCAACAUCACAUUCCUGUGUUUUCCCUCAGCCUGGAAAACAUAUUAAUCCCAGUGCUUUUACGCUUGGAAACAAAGGGACUAAGCCAGACUGUGGGGGAAAGGGUGAUAAGAAGGAUCCUGGAACUCUAAAGAGAGAGCAAGAUUCAGGACUAGCUGGGACUCCACUUCCAGGGGCGCCCUGUGUUGUCGGCACAGGGGACUGGCACACACAGACACACAAGACCGAGCAGAAACUACAGACAAAUGGAGAAGCAAAGACUUACAAGGACAGCUCCUUUCACCUCAUCCUACUUGUCAAGAAGGUGAAAAGACAGCCAGAGGAAAGAAGAAAGCAGCUCAGCCCUCAGGUCAGGACAGGCUGUGGGUCGGUGGCGCCUUUGGGAGCUGGAGUUGCAGCACACCCCCCUUUGUACCGCUCAGCCUGCAAAGGAGAAAGAGGCUUGGGAGGAAAAGUAUUUCAUCUAGAAAACUGUCCUGGGACCACACUUCAGAUUGCCUUUUAAACCCUCUGCAUUCCAUCUCCAUGAGCCACCAUUGGAUUGCACAAUGACAUGGAGAAUGGGACUCAGUGUUACCAUGCUGCUGGCAAUGUGGCUGGUGUGCGGAUCAGAACCCCACCUCCAUGCCUGCAAUAGAGGGAGCCACGGAGGGCGGAAGGUGCCCCUGGUCUCCCCCGUCCACAGAAGGCCAGCUCGGCUUCUGAGGCACACAGGGAAGGCUCAGGACUUGAGAGAACCACCUGUGGAAGAACCAAAGCUUCCGCCUCUCCAAAGAAGGAGGAGUGUACCCGUGUUGAGGGUGGCCCCCGCAACAGCCCCGCCAGCCCGGCCGCGCGGCAGUGGAGCCCCGGCGAGACCGAAGCAGAGACCAGGAGCCCCGAGCUCUCCGCGUGACAUGAUCCGAGAUGAGGGGUCCUCAGCCCGUUCCAGGGUGUUGCGCUUCCCCUCUGGGUCCAGCUCUCCCAACAUCCUCGCCAGCUUCGCAGGGAAGAACAGGGUGUGGGUCAUCUCGGCGCCGCACGCCUCGGAAGGCUACUACCGCCUGAUGAUGAGCCUCCUGAAGGACGAUGUGUACUGCGAGCUGGCCGAGAGGCAUCAGCAGAUCGUGCUGUUCCACCAGGCCGGCGAGGAAGGAGGCAAGGUGCGCAGGAUCACCAGCGAGGGCCGCGUCCUGGAGCAGCCCCUGGACCCCAACCUCGUCCCAAAGCUCAUGAGCUUCUUGAAGCUGGAGAAGGGCAAGUUCGGCAUGGUGCUGUUGAAGAAGACGCUGCAGGUGGAGGAGCGCUACCCGUAUCCGGUCAGGCUGGAGGCCCUGUAUGAGAUCAUCGACCAGGGCCCCAUCCGCCGGAUAGAGAAAAUCAGGCAGAAGGGUUUUGUCCAAAAAUGUAAGGCGUCUGGGGUAGAGGGCCAGGUGGUGGAGGAGGGGAACCAUGGUGGAGGAGCCGGAAGGCCAGGCCUGAGCGGUGAGAAGAGAAAAGAAGACCAGAGGCGAGCACAAGUCCCGCCGACCAGAGAGACUCGAAAGGUGCUCAGGAAGCCGGCCACCACCACGGCCGCUGCUCCCCCCGCUCCUCCAACCCCAAGGGCCACCACCACCCUGUCUCCUGCUGCAGUGCCAACAGUGACCCGGGCCACCUCUCGGGUGGUCACCGCGGCUGCAAGACCGACAACCACCACAGCCUUUCCCACCACCCAGAGGCCCUGGACCCCCAGGGCGCACCCCUCCUCUGACGCCCACCGGCCCCCAGCAACUGCUGAGGUGGCCACGGCCAGGGAGCCCGGGGUCGAGAAUCUCUACCCCCAGCCCAGGAAGGAGCAGCACAGGGAGAGGCUGCAGGCCACCAGGAGGCCCAGCAAGGCCACCAGCUUGGAGAGCUUCACGGCUGCCCCUCCCACCACCGCCUCGGAGCACAGCACGCGGGCGGGCGCGGGCCGUCUCCGGGACAACCGCACCGACCGGCGGGAGCACGGCCACCGACCCAACGUGGUGCCAGGUCCACAGCCAGCGAAGGGGAAACCUCCCAAAAAGAAAGUCCAGGACAUCCUUAGCAAUGAGUAUGAGAGUAAAUACGACCUCAGCAGGCCAACUGCCUCUCAGCUGGAGGACGAGUUGCAGGUGGGGAAUAUUCCCCAGAAAGCAAAGGAAUCUAAAAAGCACGAAAAGCUGGAGAAACCUGAGAAGGAGAGAAAAAAAAGGGAAAAACGAGAAAACGACAAGUUACUCAAGAGUGAAAAGCAAGUGAAGAAGAUAGGCUGAGAAGAAAAGAGCCGGCAGGAGAAAGAGAAGAGCAAGAAGAAAAAAGCAGGGAAAACAGAGCAGGAUGGCUACCUGAAACCCACCACAAAACACUUCGCUCAGAGUCAGAAGUCCGUGACCGAUCUGCUGGGGUCCUUUGAAGGCAAACGACGACUUCUUCUGAUCACCGCUCCUAAGGUUGAGAACAACAUGUAUGUGCAACAGCGAGAUGAGUAUCUGGAAAGCUUCUGCAAGAUGGCCACCAGGAAAAUCUCCGUGAUCACCAUCUUUGGCCCUGUCAACAACAGCACCAUGAAAAUCGACCACUUCCAGCUAGAUAAUGAAAAACCCAUGCGAGUGGUGGAUGAUGAGGACCUGGUAGACCAGCAUCUCAUUGGUGAGCUGAGGAAAGAGUAUGGAAUGACCUAUAAUGACUUCUUCAUGGUGCUCACAGACGUGGACCUGAGAGUCAAGCAAUACUACGAGGUACCCAUAGCAAUGAAGUCUGUGUUCGAUUUGAUCGAUACAUUCCAGUCCCGAAUCAAAGAUAUGGAAAAGCAGAAGAAGGAGGGCAUUGUUUGCAAGGAAGACAAGAAGCAGUCAUUGGAGAACUUCCUGUCCAGGUUCCGAUGGAGGAGGCGGUUGCUGGUGAUCUCUGCCCCUAAUGAUGAAGACUGGGCCUAUUCACAGCAGCUCUCGGCCCUCAGUGGCCAGGCCUGCAAUUUUGGUCUGCGUCACAUAACCAUUCUGAAACUUUUAGGGGUUGGAGAGGAGAUUGGGGGAGUUUUAGAACUGUUCCCAAUUAACGGGAGUUCUGUUGUGGAGCGAGAAGACAUAUCAGCCCAUUUGGUGAAAGACAUCCGUAACUAUUUUCAAGUGAGCCCGGAGUACUUCUCCAUGCUUCUAGUUGGAAAAGAUGGAAAUGUCAAAUCCUGGUAUCCUUCCCCAAUGUGGUCCAUGGUGAUUGUGUAUGAUUUAAUCGAUUCGAUGCAACUCCGGAGACAGGAAAUGGCCAUUCAGCAAUCACUGGGGAUGCGCUGCCCAGAAGAUGAGUACGCAGGCUACGGUUACCAUAGCUACCACCAAGGAUACCAGGAUGGUUACCAGGAUGACCACCGUCAUCAUGAGAGUUACCACCAUGGCUAUCCUUACUGAACAGAAACACGUAACCGUGGCCCCAGCCAGUUUCCCCUGCAGCUGUUAAAGCCACAAGUGGCCAGCUUUGCAAAGGAGUUCUUCCACACUGCCUACAUUCCCUGCCUUUUUCUUUCUGUGUUCUUCCAAGAUUAAAUAAAUAGCAAACUUUUGCCUACUUGUGAGUUGUUAUUGAAAC